Melopsittacus undulatus (budgerigar) is the source of this 552-nucleotide messenger RNA. RefSeq names its product ankyrin repeat domain 66 (gene ANKRD66). Bases 4 to 552 code for a protein of 182 amino acids. The record is from RefSeq and is a predicted model, not a curated record. Gene Ontology annotation, molecular function: protein binding. NCBI's taxonomy places the organism in Eukaryota, Metazoa, Chordata, Aves, Psittaciformes, Psittaculidae. Gene Ontology annotation, cellular component: nucleus. The transcript is spliced from 3 exons.
AGCAUGACAGAGCUCCACGAAGCUGUGGCUGUGGGGGACUAUGACCUGGUGGAUGAGAUUUUGAGGACAGGGCGCUGCGACCCAAAUCACAAGGAUGCUGACUGGCACGACAGGACCCCACUGCACUGGGCUGCUGCAAAAGGGCAAUCGGAGCUGGUCAAGCUCCUUGUGGAUCAUGGCGCCCGGCAUUGCCUGCGGACUGAGGUGGGCUGGACUCCAGCUCACUUUGCUGCCGAGGCGGGCAGGCUGGGUGUGCUUCGCACCCUUCAUUCCCUGCAUGCUGCCAUGGAUGCGGCUGACCUCUUCGGUGACACCCCCCGGAGGCUUGCGGAAAUCUACGGUCACCAAGACUGCUCCAGGUUCUUAGAAAGAGCAGAGGUGGAGAGCAGAAACUAUCGCAGGACAGCAGCAAUGAAAGGAAUCCCAUUAGACCAGAUUGAUGAAGACUGGGAACUCAAGAAAGAAGAACUGAAGAGAAACCCACCAUGUUCUUGGAAGAGCUAUACAUCCUUUGCGCAACAGAAAAGUCGAAAACAAAGGGGGAAGCAGUAG